Messenger RNA from Pseudonaja textilis, 427 nucleotides. NCBI's taxonomy places the organism in Eukaryota, Metazoa, Chordata, Lepidosauria, Squamata, Elapidae. The record is from RefSeq and is a predicted model, not a curated record.
ACAUGCCCUUCUCUCUUCUCCUCCAGAGCCAGCGGUAUCGAAGCAACCAUGACUUGAGCGUCAGUGCCUACGACGGUGACCCUCAGCCAGCCUCACUCCGUGCAGACUAUACCUCCGGCGGGUACUACAUCAACCAGCCACCUUUGAACAAUUACAACUCUGUAGCCCAAAUUCCUUGGGCAGGUGUAGAGCAAGUCCCUUCCAGGCCUUUGACUCCUGAAAAGUAUUCUGUACCCCACGUGUGUGCAAAAUUUGGGCCAGGGGGUCAACUGAUAAAGGUGCUACCCAACGUCCCGUCCGAAGGCCAGCCAGCCUUGGUCGAGAUCCACAGCAUGGAGAUGGUCAUGCAACACUCUUCGGAGCAAGAGGAGAUGAGAGCUUUUCCCGGCCCUCUCACCAAGUAAGUUCCACCCCGAGGCUUUUAAGG